AUGAAGGAGCACCAGCAGAUGGAGAUGUUUCAGUCAUCUGUUGUUGAACAAGACCCUUGCUCUGUGGAAGAGAAAGGGAAGUUGGUUGAGGAGGAUGUGGAAGAAAAGGCCAAGACUGAAGAAGCAGUUCUGCUCGAGGAAAAACAUGACAGACUACAGCCAGAAGAGCUACAGCAGGAUGUAGACGAAACUGUGCAGGAUUUGGGACAAAAGGAGGGAGCAGAAAUGCAACAGGGAGGAGAAGAAAAGGAUGAAAGAAUCAACGACCCGGAUGAGAAACAGGAGCAGGUUAAAGCUGAAGAAGAGGAGCUUCCAAGUAGUGAACAGGGUUCUGGACCGGCGGCUGAGAAAUUGGUAGAGGAGUCCGGGAGGCAGGAGGUUCAGGACCAGGAGGUAACUCAUGAAGAGCAGAAAAAUCCAGGAGGAGUUGCUAGGGGAUACAACCAGACGGAUCAUCCUGAGGGACAGACAUGCAGUAAACAGCAUCACAAGAAACAAUUGAGCCCUCACUGA
Strongylocentrotus purpuratus (purple sea urchin) is the source of this 513-nucleotide messenger RNA. RefSeq names its product nestin-like. The transcript has a single exon. NCBI's taxonomy places the organism in Eukaryota, Metazoa, Echinodermata, Echinoidea, Camarodonta, Strongylocentrotidae. Bases 1 to 513 code for a protein of 170 amino acids. The record is from RefSeq and is a predicted model, not a curated record.